Molecule: messenger RNA, 615 nt
Organism: Lolium perenne
Lineage: Eukaryota; Viridiplantae; Streptophyta; Magnoliopsida; Poales; Poaceae
Source: RefSeq, a predicted model, not a curated record
AUGGUAGAUCUACAUCUCCACCAAAUUUCACUGUCAAACUCCUUCUAUUUCUCCGCGAAUCGACGAUUUUCUGCUCAAUUUUCCGCCCCCGUGUUCGUCCGGUUCGUCCUGUUCGUGCUCGACCAGCAUCUGCCGGCCUCGUUUCACCGGCAUCGCUGCCCACCGGCACUGCCGGCCCGACCUGCCCGGCACUCGCCGCCGCUGGCCCUCCUCCUUCCUCCGCUCACCUCGCUCGCGCACAGCAGCUCGUUCCGCCCUUGCUCCAAUCGCCCAAGGCCGCCGCCUCCAACCACUCCGCCCCACGCGCCCGGGCUCCACGCCGACGCCGCGCGCCCCGAAGCAACCGGCCAAGCCGCUCCCGCGCUGGCCCCGCCCGCCCGACCGCCACACCACCAGGCUGCCACGCCCCAAGCUGCACCAGCUCGGCCCGGUCGCAGCCGCCACCACGCGCCCACCCCACGCGCGCAAAGCCGCCCGCCACAAAGCUGCCGCUCCACCAGGGCCCUGCAUCGCGCGCAAGCACCACCCCGGCACUGCCGUGAGCCGCAGACCGGCACUACCGCCGAACACACCCCGGCACUGCCGGCCACAUCACAGCGGCACUGCCGGCCCUGA